Messenger RNA from Sporothrix schenckii 1099-18, 543 nucleotides. RefSeq lists its product as uncharacterized. The record is from RefSeq and is a predicted model, not a curated record. Bases 1 to 543 code for a protein of 180 amino acids. The transcript has a single exon. NCBI's taxonomy places the organism in Eukaryota, Fungi, Ascomycota, Sordariomycetes, Ophiostomatales, Ophiostomataceae.
AUGUCAAACAUUACAGAGAACUUGGGCGACACUUUCAACAACAACGCCAGGGCUGACCAGAUCGCCGUUGACAAGAUCGCUCUGGGCAAUGUGACGCCCAGCAGCUCUUCCGACGGCUUCGAUACGCUGUCUGACGCAUUUGCAGAGUACGAGACCAGUGUCGACACCAGUGACGAAGAAGAUGCCGUCGUUGGGGUGGUUGAAGGUGACGACGAAGAUGACGUUGAAGACGACGGACUUGACAAUCACGCAGCCCGUCCCAGGCUCACAACAGAGGCGCUUCUCGCGCUCAAAGCGCCCAUCCUCGCGCGCCUGGCCACAAUUAUCCGAAACGCCGAAAAGACUGAGAUCCUCCAUCGCAACGACAAAUUUGAAAAGCAGCGCAUCCUCGACAAGCUCUACAAGACAGUCGACGUCGAUCGCGACGACGUGGAGGAUGCCGCGUGGGACCUCGAUGGCAGCAGCUUCCGCCACGAACAGAGCCUUCAGCGUCUGCUGGAGCUCAAGGCGCAUCUACGGGAGGUGCAGGACAUGGUUGUGUAG